Amblyraja radiata (thorny skate) is the source of this 1830-nucleotide messenger RNA. RefSeq names its product periaxin-like. The record is from RefSeq and is a predicted model, not a curated record. Gene Ontology annotation, molecular function: protein binding. NCBI's taxonomy places the organism in Eukaryota, Metazoa, Chordata, Chondrichthyes, Rajiformes, Rajidae. The transcript is spliced from 6 exons. Bases 351 to 1748 code for a protein of 465 amino acids.
CAGAGAUUAGGGACUUGUAUUUCUCUUUCAAUCAGUAUCUGCCGUCUUGCGGUUUGGGAACAUUGCGAUGUGUGAUGAAACCAUCUGGAGCCUUUGGUGAACGCAAGCUUGAGCAACACUGAAACAAGGCUUUCUGCUGCCCUCCCUCCUCUGCCUCUCCACCUAACCACCCCCCCUCCCUCCUCCCUCCUCCCUCCAACGCCACUUCCCCUCAGUCCCUCUUGCUCUACACAUACACACCACGAACACCCUCUGGGAGCUUGUCUAUCAAAGGAGUCUCCCCCUUGCUUGAUGUUUGGAGCCUUUAGGUUUGCCCGAGACCAGAGAGCUUCCUCUUGAGAGUGUCCUGAAUGGAGGCUGUCGCCAAAUACGAGUUCACUGGGGCUGGAGAGGAUGAGUUGAGCUUCAGGAAGGACGACAUCCUUAAGGUGCUGAGCACUGAGGACGACUGGUACAAAGCUGAGAUCCAUGGAGAAGAGGGAUUUGUGCCGAAGAACUACAUUGAAAUCAACUUCCCCAGCUGGUACCACGCUGGGAUCGCACGGAAUGAAGCGGAGUGCAUUCUUUUGGAGCAAGAUGUCGGAGCGUUUCUCAUCAGGGCCAGUCAGAGUGCCAAGAACGAGUUCUCCAUCUCGGUCAGGCACCAGGACGACGUCCAACAUUUUAAGGUCCUGCGAGAUGGCAAGGGUCACUACUUCCUGUGGUCGGAGAAGUUUGAGUCCCUGAAUAAACUGGUGGAAUAUUACAAAGUCAGCUCCAUCUCCAAGACCACGCAGAUCUACCUGAGGGACGGGAAGAAGGAAACAAAGGGAGGCCACAUCCCCCUUGAGCCGCGGACGGCGGGCGCACGGAUGCAGGACUACCGAAACCCUGAAUCCCAAAUGCCGGAUCCACGGAUGCCGGGCUCCCGAAUGUUAGCCCCCCGAAUGAUGGAUUCUGGAAUUCCCGAUUCCCGAAUGUCAGAUUCCCGAAAGCUGGAUUCCCGAAUGCUGGAUUACCGAAUGCCGGAUUCCCGAAUGCCGGAUUCCCGAAUGCCGGAUUCCCGAAUCCCGGAUUCCCGAAUCCCGGAACCCCGAAUGCCGGAUUCCCGAAUGCCGGAUUCCCGAAUGCCGGAUCCCCGAAUCCCGGAACCCCGAAUGCUGGUUCCCCGGAUGAUGGAUUUGGGAAUGCCGGAUUUGGGAAUGCCAGAUUCCCGCAUGGCGAACCCGAGAAUGCCGGACCCUCGGCCGGAUUCCCGGAUUCUAAACCCUCGCCUGGCGGAUUCCCGGACGCCGAUCCCUCGGAUUCUGGAAUCCCGGGCUUCCGGUUGCCGGAUGCCGAGCCCUCGGAUGCUGGAAUCCAGGGCUCCGGAUUGCCGGGUGCCAGAGCCGCGGAUGCCGGAACCGCGGAUGCCGGCCUCGCUGGGUCUCGGCGGCCAUUCCAAUGAGGCCUCCAUCCGGAGAGGAGGCAUGCCACAGCCGUCCUUCGGUGAAGGUUCGCCUCGGUUCCGGCAGUCCUGUAGCCCGCAGCCGCCUUUCCAGGAGGGUCCACCGGUGGCCAGGAAGGUCAGCGACUGUCCACCCAUGCAGAAGGCCAGGCGUGUACGCGCCAUGUUCGAUUUCGCAGCCGAGGCUGACGACGAGCUGGAGUUCAAGUGUGGCGAGAUUAUCGAGGUGCUGGACACCACGGACCCCUCGUGGUGGAAGGGCAGCCUGCGGGGGCAGGUCGGCCUCUUCCCCAGUAACUACGUGUCGUCCAUCAACCAGUGACGUUCCGCCUGCCUCCGUCCGGAGCGUCGGCCUUUCCUCUCCCUUCCCGCAAAACAGCGGUCAAUAAACUAUUUGCCUUCUC